This is a messenger RNA of Musa acuminata AAA Group (dessert banana), 1886 nucleotides long. RefSeq names its product protein TIC 56, chloroplastic. The coding region runs from base 117 to 1679 and encodes 520 amino acids. The record is from RefSeq and is a predicted model, not a curated record. The transcript is spliced from 5 exons. Gene Ontology annotation, biological process: protein import into chloroplast stroma. Gene Ontology annotation, cellular component: chloroplast inner membrane. NCBI's taxonomy places the organism in Eukaryota, Viridiplantae, Streptophyta, Magnoliopsida, Zingiberales, Musaceae.
UCUGUCUCGUUCUGAACUCUUUCGACUCGACCCUAUCUUCUGCUCUCCUUCGAAACCUCCCGCGGCGAGGCCCGACGCCGUAAUCCCCACCUCGCAAAACCCUAAUCACCCCAUCCAUGGCGUCCAUCAACCUCGGAUGGAUCGGCGACAAUUGGUUUCCGAAGCCCCCGAAGCCCUCCAAACCCCCCUUCUUCGCCUGCAUCGGCAGCCAUAACUUUUCCUUCCCCAAUCCCAAAUCCAACCCCACCGCCUCCUUAUCCUCCUCCUCUGCCCCCGCAGAUACCAAGGAGGCCCCUGGAAAGUACUCCCAGAUGCUGGACCAGUUCUUCUGGGAGUGCGAUCACCGGCCCGACUUCCGCCACACGCCGGAGGUCGAGCGUAUCCUCGCCGACGACACCUGCUUCGACAAGAAGGAAAACCCCACGCCCGAGGAGGUCGAAGAGAACCGGGAAUGGUGGGAGGAGUUCAACGAGAACCCCGUGGUCGAGUUCCUGCGCCGCGCCGAGGUCAUCGCCGACAGGAUCAACGAGCUGGAGCUCGAGAAAAAUAAGCACCCCUACCGGCGAGAGGACCGGGAUCUGUGGAAGAAGCUCCCCCAUGUACCUGGGUUGGACGGGCGGCCGAUGCCGAGGAAGUCGAUAAGGACCAGGAAGGAGUCUGACGACAAGUUCUGGGAUUUCGCCAGGCAGUUCUUCUUUGGGCUGUGGGGUUUCCAGCAGCGUCCGUACCCUCCCGGGCGGCCCAUCGAUGUGGCACAAGCGAUCGGGUAUAAGCGGCUGGAGAAGCGGUACUAUGACUUUAUCAUGAGAAGCGGUGGCUGGUAUUACAAGGACAGGCUAGGACGUACCAGAGGACCAUUAGAGCUUAUAACUCUUAAAACUGCAUGGGCUGCUGGGAUAAUUGAUACACACACAUUUAUCUGGGGCGAAGACAUGGAUGAGUGGGCACCUAUCGGAAUGGUUUAUGGCUUAGAGAAAGCAAUUGCGACUUGGGAAGUCAGACUAGGUGCUGCUGCAACAGCUUUCCUUCACAAACUACAGAAAGGCAUAUCUCCCUGGACUCCUCUAAAGGGAUUUGAAAAGAAGACUUACAAGGAAUUACAAGAAGAGGCUAUUGAGAGCAAAAAACGUGACAUGGCAGUUCUUCAAGCCAACGGUGGCAUAUGGCCUGGUGUAAGAACUCCUAGCCAUGCGAUGUUUCUUUGGGCUAGUGGCUCCGAACUCACUACAAUCUUGGAAAGAGAUCACAUGCCUAACAAAUAUAUUCCCAAAGAGAUGAGGUACCGACUUGCAAAAGUAAUCCCUGGAUUAAGGCCUUGGGAAGUUUUAAGUGUAGAACAGGCCAUGGACCAAAUAACAUACGACGGAGACUGGUACCGUGAACCUCUUGGUUCAUACACCACAGGUCCACCAUAUCUCAAGCAGUGGAAUAGCGAUGUGAAGAGGUUGUUCACAAUCUUCUACAACCUGAGCUACAGAGUGUACAACAAAUUUGUGCGAAGGAUUCCUGGUUUUAUCCAAGUAAUGGAUAAAGUGCAUGCCGACGCAGCCGCACGGGAUGAGCGGCGUCGAGCGAAGAGGGAAGCGCAGAAGAGGGCUGAGACUGAAGCCGCCAUAUAUGGCCGACGAGUCUCAUCCGCGAUCCAUAGCCGAGGCACGGAUGCUGGUGUCAGUCCUUAGGUUUCUUGAAGCAUUUUGAUCCGAGGUGAACAUAACACAGCAAAGACUCUUGAUGACAGACAGAAUUUGCUGUUCCAGGUGUGGGUUAUCAACUCUUUACCUUCUCAGAAUUGCUAUUCUAUCUGUUUGCAAAUUUUUUAUUGGAUACAUACAUUGCAAGUGGUACAACAAUCUCCUCCCAUAAUUUAUGAUAUUAGAUUGACUCAA